CGUAAAGGAGAAUCCGUUUAUAUUAAAUAGAAAAAAUUACACAUUCUAAAUUACAUUUCGUGCGAUAAAUAUGAAUGAGAAUGCGACUGAGUGCAUUGAUUUUACGGACUCCGACGAUAUACAACUUUCUCUCAAUAUGCAGCACCUAAGCACUCAGCUAAUUUCUCUCACCGAAGGCGUGGACGAGGAGUCGUCAAACGUACAGAGCCAGCGACCGGGAGGCAGUAGCAAAGGUGUUUUGGCGCAAUUAAAGCGUAAUUUUGCCGAGUUAAAUUUAGAUGCGAAUGCUCCGGUAUUGGAGUUUCAUGGCUAUGGUUGUCUUAAUGUGCUGCCGAAACAUUCGCGCGCUUUUGUUGGUAACAAAAAACAUGCACAGUCAGGUGGCGACAUACAGUCUCAUGAAUUUGUUGCGCGCCAAAACUCGCGACAGCAACAACAACUACAAGAGCUAAAUGUUUGGAUCAAUCCCAGCAAUGGGGAAGAAGAAAUAUCAAUGGAAAAAUUAAAGUCCAUUGGCUUGCACUGCGAUGGCGUUGAGCACAAUCCUGUCAUGCGGCUCAUGAAUUUAUUUUGUUCGUUGCACGACCAUCUGAAUUCCCAGUUGCCGAGCUCUCAAAUGAACGCUCUGCCAUCCGACUAUCUCUUCGAUUGGCCGAAGAAAUGCACUUUGCCCAAAAGCAUUAAUGUGCGCCAUCAGGUGAUGGUGCUGGUCAACAAAUGUGAGCGCUUUUUAGGCGCCCAACGUCGCGUCUUGGAGUCGAACCGACACUUCGACUUAGUCAAAUAUAAUGAGUGCGACGAUUUAUUGUGUGCAGCAACGGCCUGGACGCAGCUUUUAAGACAAUUUAGCACCGUCGAAAUGCGGCACUUUAAGGGCAAGUUUGUGAACUCCAAGGCAAAGGCCUGUGCCACACAAUUGGAGGAGGUGAUGUUGAAACUGCGUGAAUCGAUACGAGCGGCCUAUAUCAACAUCUUUGUUUUCAAUUGGGAAAUGGAUCAAGAGCAUCGCUACUCCCUGGCCAUGACCGAGAGCCGUGAGACUACUAAUAAAUUCGCUUUGGAAGCAUGCGAAGAUGAAAAGCAGGCUGCGUCGCAGUCGCCACAAAUGACACCCGAGGAGCAGUUCCUGGCUGAGGUAUACCAGUUGGAAAAUGUUUUGAUGUGUGCCAAGGAGUUUGAGGACACUUUGAAUGCACUCAUUCAAAUGCCUGAGAACUACUUUCCGCCGGAAAUUGUUGCCCAAUUCAAUACCAAAAAUAAGGCAACAACACAGCUCGAUGGCACGAUUGGCGGAGAAUAUGAGUUGUGGGCCGAUGUUGAUAUUAUUGAGGUGCCCACAUCGCCACCGAAGAUAAGUCAUCGCAGACAUUAUCCCCAAAUCUACAGGGGCUAGCCGUAAGUGAAAAUUGAUUUCCUUUGCUUCUCAGAAUGAAUGCUUGCAUCUAUUUUCUUUCUCAAUUUGAUGUAAUGUAUAUUUUGUUUUCGAUUCAUUAAAUGAAAACUUGUUUCGUAUUCAGAUCUCCAAUUAAAAAUUUUAAAUUAAGUACUUUAAAA
This is a messenger RNA of Scaptodrosophila lebanonensis, 1554 nucleotides long. RefSeq names its product protein bag-of-marbles (gene bam). Bases 71 to 1393 code for a protein of 440 amino acids. The transcript has 3 exons. Lineage: Eukaryota; Metazoa; Arthropoda; Insecta; Diptera; Drosophilidae. The record is from RefSeq and is a predicted model, not a curated record.